UUCACAUCGACACUGUAGCAGGUAGGUGGUCUGAUGGCGUCAAUGCUACGCUUCGCGGUACGCUUCGCAUUACGCUUCACGGUACGCUUCGCGGCCAGCAAGCUUGCGCUGAGGGCAAAUUGCUGAUACAAGUCCCGCAAUGCAUCAAAUCUUUCAUCUGGCUUGGUUGGGACAUUUAGUCGUGUCUUUGGGGCAAGAAACGCCUGCCCCGGUGGAUUUUGAGGGCAGGAUGACUGACGAAACGAAGGAUGACUUCGCUGCAUUGUUCGAUGAAGACUUCAUGCAGAUGAUGGUCGAUUGCCAGCAGCUUGCUGGAGAUACCUGUGAUGUCACCGGCCUUGCGGAAUUUAUGGUGGAUGUCGGGAAGAGGCUCAAAGGUUCGAUUGAUGCGUGCCCAAUUGGGUGUACACAUCCUCCAGCUACUUGCAAGGACUUUUGGCUAGCUUUUGAGUCAAAUCCUGUGGCAUUGCGAAAUGGUUGCGCACAGACUGGCAAUUGGCCUGGCGUGUGCACCGUCUUCUUGCGAGAGCUUCAGGUGAGGGUUGCUGAUGAGCGGUGGGAGCUUUCUGUCAUGUGCCGGAUGAUAGAUCCAGGACUGACCUUGGAGCGGAUGCCAACUUGCAACGAGCUUGCGACAAUGACGACUGUAAACAGACUCACUUUGCAUGACGGCGGCUGCGGAUUCGCCACCCAGGAAGAGUGCAUAUCGAAUUUGUGUGACGUGUACAGCCAGUUCACAUGGCGGAUGCAUCCUCGGAAUCUUAUUCCAGAUCGCGUGAGAGUGCCCUUUGACUACACCUACGUCCUCUCAGGGUGCGAGGCCCUGGUUCCUUUGGACUUGUACAACAGACGGGCUGAAUGUCCAAAGCGAAAGGACAUUGUCAGCUUCUGUAGCUGCUUAUGCCCAGCCAUGUCUGGUGUUGAAGCACUCGGCUUCACCAAUUGUCCCUUGAUUGUCGACUCGUACCUUCUUUUUGGCAGGCUUGGAAUCUCCAACUUUACGCUCGAUUCAGAUUGUGAGCCAGAGCUUUGUGAUGCGUUUAGCUCUCGAAGAUUACAACCAGCAUGCGCGGAGACAAAGCUUCCGGGCGACCUGGAAUGUAUUGGUAUGCAGAUUCCACAGGUCCAGCCAGAGAAUUCACCCUGCCCGUGGUCGAAUCACACUGGCGAGAUAGACAUCAUGGAAUGUCUCAAUGGACAUCGCUGCAACGUCGUCACUGAGGGGUGGUAUUGCUGCGAAAACCAUCGUGGAAGAGCCAAGUGCCCAGCACAGUUUCCAGUGAUGUGCGAUACAUUGUGCUCCGGCAUCACCGAGUACUGCUGCAGAGGGGAAGGGGAGUGCACUGCUCGAGGUUGCCCAGUCGUACUUCAACGGGAGAUCGUGUACAUCCAGGAUACGACAACUUCAGCAACAACCACCCCAGCAGGCAGGACUGGUGGUGAUGACGAAGGACAAUUUGAGCUUCGACUCCCUCAAGGAAGUUGGAUUUGGUUGCUGGUCUUGGUGCCUCUAGCUGGUGGUCUCGCCUUCUACUGCUAUGUCCGCUGUAAAGGCCGGGAAGUUCAAGCUGAAGAUGACGAGACCCUGGACACUGCUAUGGGCAUGAAGCUGGACAAGUUUGGCUUCUUCAAAGCAUACAAAGCAGAGAAUCGGGAAAGGAAGGAAACAAAGCCCCGAGUGUGUAUCAUCAUGAGCGAAUUGCCAGAUACACGUCCUUUGGGCCUGGAGCUGGUCGAGUUGCGAGUCGUUCGAGUACAUCCAUGGGGCGCAAAGCAUGGAUGGCAGGUGGGUGACAUCAUUGUUGAUAUAGCUGGCCAGCCAGUGAAUACCUUUGAAGAACUUUGGGACCGCAUUCAGGUUGAGCGCAAUCGACCGCCUGUCCGCUUCACUGUGGAGCGCUGGAAUGUUGCUGCAACGGUGGAGGAACAAUUAGCUGCAGACAGCCUGGAUGAGAACCUGGCGGCAAAGAAGAUGAAGACACUGGUGGAGGAGGAUCGAGAAAGGAGGUCAAAAUCCCGAAUCGCCAGCAAACAAAUUGCUGAAGCUGCGGCUGCGCAAGCUGCAUCGAAUGCAAGGACUUUGGGGCCAAACGCACUACCGGGCUCAUUUGGAUGGGAUGACGAAUACGAGGAUGAUGACGAGUACUCGUACUACUCUGAUGAUGACUCCCGUGCGAGAACAGCACAGCUGAACUUUCCAACUGGCAGAUUCAAGUCUCGAUUUAACGCUGUUUUUCAGAUUGUGGAGCAUGAAACGCCAGCAGAAGAAGGCAGACCUGCCACACCGGGCACAGCAAAAGAAGCAGAAGCAGAAGGUACAAAGCCAAGGAUCAUCAUCGAAGAUGAAACCAAAGAUCGGAAAAAGGAAGAGAAGGCUCAUGCUCUCUCAAAAGAUGAGCGUCGAUCAUUUCAUAAAGACAAGGUCAUGUUCACUAAAGAUGCUUGGGGUCGGGCGGUUGUGAAGGUACUGAAUCCCACUCAUAGGAAGGACGGCUGAGGAUAUCAAUACGCUCAGUCGACUGAGCGUUCUCUACAUGCAAAGAACUGCCUUCGUUCAGCAAGUUUGCAGUAUUGAUAUCCAAACCUGCUAGUGGUUUGUGCAGGCCACCUUCAGAAGUCUGUUGAAUGGAACAGUUCUGUUCAUAAAGGCUUGUCCAAGACAGCCUGCGAAAAGAUGAAUUGGAACGCAAGACACAAAUGCAGCGUGGCUUCCCACAGACGCACGCAACUUCUUACUUAUCAUCACUAUGACUAUGGCUCAUAGCUUCACAAUUUGCUGC
Durusdinium trenchii is the source of this 2780-nucleotide messenger RNA. The record is from the annotation of a GenBank genome assembly. Lineage: Eukaryota; Dinophyceae; Suessiales; Symbiodiniaceae.